Aspergillus novofumigatus IBT 16806 is the source of this 1341-nucleotide messenger RNA. Its product is annotated as putative MFS transporter. Lineage: Eukaryota; Fungi; Ascomycota; Eurotiomycetes; Eurotiales; Aspergillaceae. Gene Ontology annotation, biological process: allantoate transport; tripeptide transport; dipeptide transport. The record is from RefSeq and is a predicted model, not a curated record. The transcript has 5 exons. Bases 1 to 1341 code for a protein of 446 amino acids. Gene Ontology annotation, cellular component: plasma membrane. Gene Ontology annotation, molecular function: allantoate transmembrane transporter activity; dipeptide transmembrane transporter activity.
AUGGCAUUAUCCGACAAAGACAAAGUCGAGGCAGAAGUACACUCAUCUCUAUCUUCUCAUCCAUCGGCCGAUAAAGACGACAGUUACGAUGUCUACACGCAGAUUCGAGGACUCGAAUAUCCGUCAGAAGAGGCGAAAAAGGUCCUCCGCAAGAUCGACACUCGCUUGAUUCCGCUCCUCUUCGUGAUAUACAUGCUCCAGUAUCUGGACAAAAACAGCCUUAACUUCGCCUCGGUGUACGGCCUCAAACAAGGCACGCAUCUUCACGGACAGGACUACGCCUGGCUCGGCUCAAUCUUCUACUUUGGUUAUUUGAUCGCCCAGUAUCCGGCCGGAUAUGCCCUGCAGCGACUUCCGAUGGGAAAAGUCCUGUCCAUCACUACCAUCAUAUGGGGCGCACUGCUCAUGACCACGCCCGCCUGCCACAACUUCGCCGGCAUCGCCGCCAACCGCUUCCUCCUAGGGCUUGUCGAGGCCGUCGUGAACCCUGGUUUUGUCCUCCUCAUGAGCGUGUGGUAUACAGCAAAGGAGCAGCCGCUGCGUCUGGAGGCGUAUUACUGCACUAACGGCAUCGCUACGAUGUUUGGCGGAUUGAUCGGCUACGCUGUGGGACAUAUUACCUCCGGUCUACCGCGGUGGAUGUACGUCUUCCUCAUCUUCGGUGCGGUGUCCGUCGCGACAGGGAUCAUCUCGCUACUUCUGCUUCCUGAUCUCCCGUCCACCGCGCGAUUCCUCACCCCCAGGGAGCGAGCCAUCGCCGUCCACCGCGUCUCCAGGAACCAGCAGGGCGUUAAGAAUCACCACUUCAAGUGGGAGCAGGUCUGGCAGGCCGCGCGGGAUCCCAAAACAUGGCUUCUCUUUGUGAUGGCGGUUGGGGCGCAGGUGCCCAACUCUGCGUUGACGAGUUUCACCUCCAUCAUCGUCGGCUCGUUCGGCUUCGAUACCCUCGGCACGCAAUACCUGCAGAUUCCCGGCGGCGCGGUACAAUUCCUCGCGCUACUGGUGGGUGGCUGGAUCGCGACGAAAUUCGGUGAUAAAUUCCACUCGCGCAGUGCGUGUAUGAUCGUCGCUAACAGCAUCUGUAUCAUUGGCUCUGGAUUACUCGUUGGCCUGCCUGAUACAAACAAAUGGGGACGGCUUGUGGCGCUGUGGCUGUGCUACUUCCAGGGUCUCGGGUUCAGUAUGAGUUUGACGACGGUGAGUUCGAAUGUCGCCGGGUAUACCAAGAAGCAGGUGACCGGCGCGCUGCUGUUUACCGGGUACUGUGUGGGGAAUAUCAUUGGGCCGCAGACGUUCAAGGAGAGCGAGGCGCCGGGGUAUCGUAGUGCUUAUAUUGCGUGA